GCUGUCACUGAGCCUCCUGCAGUUCCUGUCUCUGCCUUUGGGGGGCAGUGUAGUGCAGCACCUGCAGUUGGAUAUUUCUUGCAGUGCAGCUGCAGGAGUGGGUUUGGGAUCAGUACCCGGCCUGCAGCCAGAGCUCGCUGAGCUGUCAGCCCGCUGAUGUUCAGAGGGGAGAAAACAGGCGUCGUUUAAUCGUUAUCUGACCGUCGGUGUGUGACCGCAGGGUGGAGGCUGGUGGAGGCUCCGCAGGGCUGCAGGUGAAUUCAAGCAGCAGCAGUCAUGGCAGGCUCCUGGAGGUUCACACAGCAUCCACGCUUCUCUUUCAUAAUCUGUGUUUCUGCAGUUUUAAUACUCCUGCUCGUGAGCCAAGCAUUGAUCUGCAGACAGCAGGAGGACAGGCACAGGAGAGACCUUGCUGACUCCACGGAAAUCCCGGCAGAGCACAUCGACCCCGCUGCCAUCGACCUCACGCCGCUCGUCAAUACUUUAAUAAAUUCGAGCCACUCGGACUCCCGGCAGCUCUUCUCUCUGCUCAGCGUCACGUCCUACAGCUCCCUGGCUCUGCACAAACUCACCCUGUUGGUCUACAACAUUUCCAGCGUGAGAAGUAUAGAAAGCAGCGUGUUCAGGAGGCGAUUCUGCUACUGCGUCACAAACGAGACCAAUGACCUAACAGACUUUACAGCCAUACUGCUGGAUGUGAUGGGAAACUCUACAAGUUACCUGCACGAGCUCUUUAAAUCCUCCUCGAUACUCUCAGUGAGCCAGAGGAAUAACUCGGACUGUAUCUACAUCUGCGUGAUGGCCGGUAAGAUGGGCAGAGAGGUGCCUGAGCUGUGGGACGUCGGCUCCAUCACGCCGCUCUUCAACCAGACCAUCGUGGAAGGCCCGCACACAGCUAACAUCUCCUUCCGGCUCCCCGUCGAAUGGCACCAACUGCCCACGAAUCUGAGUCACAUCUCUCCAUCUGGGAUGAGCUCCAUGCUAACCAGCAGAGUCCAUUCAACCGCACAUGCUUCACCAGCAGCUGUGGAUGAAGCAGCUGCGUCUACAGCGAAGAUCACCACAGCUCAGCCGCUCACAGCAGCUCCGCAGCCUACGACCGUCAUGCCUCAGAGUUACGCUACAGCCGAAACACUGGAGACAACCCAGCAACCCAUGGCACCAAGCACGACAGCAAGAGCUGUAACAACACAAAGGGGGACCACACCCACUGUGGCAGCUUCUCAGAGUGGAACUACGGAGGAAAAAACAACUUUAGCAUCAAUUACAACCUUAAAACAGCGAACCACCACCACCGCCGCUCCGACUGCUGCAGCUCCGACCACAGCAGCACCACGAUUACCCACGGCACCGGGCAGAGCUUCAACCUUCUCACCAGCAGUUAGUCUGAUCCGGACGCCGGCGUCUACGAGCACAGCACCCCCGCACAUGACGUCCACAGUUCAUCCCACGAGACUUUCACCUGUGCGAGCCUCAGCAGGACCCACGGUGCCCAGGAGGACUACAGGGCCUCUAGUUAGAGGAACUACAACUCCCAGCAAGCCAACCGAGACAGAGAAACCAGGCUGUCCCUGGAGGAGGCCCGAGCUGAGCGCCGAGUCCGUCCCUGGCAUCACCACGACCGUCGGCGCCCACAAGCUGCAGCCCUGCGUCCUCGAGCUGUGCAAGUUCUUCUCCCAGUGCCUGUGCAGACCCUUCAGCCACAAGACGCGCAUGAAAAGGUACUGUGACGACAGCCACCUCUGGUAUGAAAAGCACACCUCUGAGGUGUGUCGGCGGGUCAGGAGGGUCUCCUUCUCCAGAAACCUGAAACAGAGGUGCCUGACAAAGAUGUGCAAUAAACUGUGACCGGAGAGGAACAAAGAGCCGCUCAUCAUCACAAACUACAGCAGAUUACAGAUUACGGAGGCCAGAUCUGAGUCAGAUUUCUGCAUCUGCACAGGUUUGGAAACUGUUUACACGCUCACACAGCGGUGCGGCUUCACAUUCAUCCCCCUUAUCUACUCUGUGAUUUCAUUUACUUUGGAUCUCCAAGAAGAUAAAAAAUAAUCUGAUUAUUACUGGACUCUGAAAUCUGCAACCCUCAGACUAAGUCUGGACUGUUUAUCCUCAGAUCAAAUGAAGACUGUGAGGCAGAGAAAACAGUCUGAAAUCUGAAGAAGAAGCUGUAGAAACCCAGAAACAGAUGUAGGG
Messenger RNA from Oreochromis aureus, 2193 nucleotides. Its product is annotated as HERV-H LTR-associating protein 1. The coding region runs from base 277 to 1848 and encodes 523 amino acids. The transcript has 15 exons. Lineage: Eukaryota; Metazoa; Chordata; Actinopteri; Cichliformes; Cichlidae. The record is from RefSeq and is a predicted model, not a curated record.